UUCAGAUUAAUUGUUAGUCUGUAUUUGGUUGUUAUAUUUGGAGGACUUUAUGGUGCCUUGGGGGCGCUGUGGUGGACUGGACUGGUGCAAGGCAGCGUGGGAAAGGAGGUCAAUCAAUCAAUAAUCCUCAGACUCAAAGAGUUUUUAGGGAGUCCCCAGUCAAUAAUGAACAGCCUGCCUCCUCAGGCUCCAACAGAACAUACACUGAGAAACUUCAGUGUACUUUAUAAGAAACACAAAGUCAGCAGGGAGUUCAUGUAUUCAGGUGCAGUGAUGGCAUCAUGUUGCCUGACGUGUAGUUCGAUGGCGUGCAGUCGCUGCACUUUAGUUUCUUUCUGACCACAUUUCAGUGGUUAAAGCAGAGAGAAGCUGUCAGACUCGCAGGUCCAGAAUCAGCUCCUGGUCACGUCCUCCCUGAACUGCUGUCACCUACAGGAAGAUGCAGCUUUUAGUUUUAGAUCAUCACAAUGAAUCUCUGACAGCUUUGAAUGAACAUCUUGAAUCUUUCUGGUGAAAAGAGAAACUUUCACUUUAAGGAAAUCCGAACAAUGAACACACACCCAGAAGUGUUAGUUUAACUGUCAGUGAACGCAUCAUAUUCAUGUUAUUUACAUUCUGUGUCAGUUGUUUCUUUAUUUUUCAUCUCAGCGUCUUCAUGUAGUUUUCUGUCUCUCCUCACUUCAUGUUCUGGUUCAGAGCCUCGUUUUCAAACUGAAUGUAUCUGCUUUAUUGCAGCUAAAUGUUUGUCAUGAUAGUGUGUGGAGAGGAAACCACAGUCACAGAGGAAGGAGGAGGGAUUUACUUGAUGUGAACAUGAACUGAUCAAAGUGCAGAUUUGAUAUAACCGAGUGUCAGGAUGGAGGAAACAUCUCUACUGUGGCUGCUCUUUCUGACCUCACUGCUGAGCUGCACAACAAACCAAGCCUCUCUGACUGUGAGUCCCAGCAGCUCUCAGCUGUUUGAAGAAGAGUCUGUCUCUCUGAGCUGUGAGGAGGACGACAGCUCUGCUGGAUGGACGCUGAGGAGGAACUCAACCAGAGAAACCAGGACUCAGUGUGGAGCUGGCUGGGGAAGAUCAGCUGGUUCUUCCUGUAAGAUCAGCCACAUCGACCGAUUGGACAGUGGAGUUUACUGGUGUGAGUCCAGAGAGGGAGCAACCAGUAACACCAUCAACAUCACUGUCACUGGUGGACCAGUGAUCCUGCAGAGUCCUGUCCUCCCUGUGAUGGAGGGACAUGAUGUCACUCUGCACUGUAAAACAGAGACCCCUCCCUCCGACCUCACAGCUGCUUUCUAUAAAGAUGGCUCCCUCAUCAGCACUGAGCCUACAGGUCACAUGACCAUCCGCCAUGUUUCCAAGUCUGAUGAAGGCCUCUACAAGUGUCACAUCAGCCGUCACGGAGAGUCUCCACCCAGCUGGAUCUCUGUCACAGGUAAACCGACAACCACAGGCCCCCCCACAUCUGCAGCCCCGCCCCCUGCCUCAUCCCCCCUCCAGCUUGUGUUCAGACUGGUCUGCCACCUGGUGGUGUUCUGUCCGUACUGCAUCUCCACUGUCCUCAUGGUGUCUUUAUAUCAACACAGGCCCACAGGAAAUUAGCUACCCGUCUCCAAGGCAACAACACCACCCAGCCAAGCUGAGGAGAGAUUGGCUGAGGACUUUGAUGACAUCGUAGCGGUCAGCACCGUGCAUCACUUCUGAGCUGAACAGAGCAGAGACAGAGUUGACUGUUACAUUAGUAAGAUGGUGGUUAUGAUAUAAUUAUGACUUAAACGUGAUAACUUUACCAGCAGCUGAGCAGCAGAACUUAUACAAGAUGACAUCAAUGCUUUAAGUUUGAAUUGUUGUUGUUUGUUUUAGUAGUUUAGUAGUAGUGCCUGAUGUCUCUGCUGUGCUGGAGUCACUGCAGCGUAAAUAAAGACCUGUUCACAUUGUGAUUCUAUCUGUGUGUUUUCUAGAGAUUAGUCAGAUGGAAAGUGGUUUUACUUGUUUUGCUAACAGAGUGAAACAUCCUCUGCCUGUCUUUUUGUGGUGUGUGGUCAGUGUUUCUACAGAAAACUAGGUCACCACAGCCUUCGUAUAGUAACACACUCAUCAUACUGAGCCUCUAAACUCAGUGUGUGUCCUUAAAUUAUUCACAUUUCUGGGUCGUAAAACUGUUCUCACACAGUCACAUUAUGGGGGCAUAGCAGUGAUUACAGCACGAUGCAUUAUGGGUAAAAUGAUGUCCAACUUGCUCCUGAGUUGUGACUUUAAACAUUUUAUAAAUACCUGAGUGAUUGAAACGUUCAGAUUCUCUGAUAACCAGUUAGUCAUUUUAUGAGACAGGUUCAUUUUAAUGUUCUGCAGCUGGUUUGAUUAAAAAUAUUUUUAUUUUAGGCUCCAUGUAUUCUGAAAUGUCUCAGUGUAGAAAAAUCAUCAUCCUCUGUACACACUCCUGUGAGUACUUUGGAGCCUGUGGCUCUGCAUGAAAAAUGACUUAAAGGCCCAGUGUGUAACAUUUAGCAGCAGCUACUGGCAGAAAUGGAAUAUAAUAUUUAGAAGUAUGUUUUAAUUUGUGUGUAAUGGCAUGAAAAUAAGAAUAAUUUCAUUACUUUCAUUUUCAUUACUUUAGAAUAAGCCGGGUCCCAUUCCACGGAGGUUGUCAUGUUUCUACAGUAGCCCAGAAUGGACAAACCAAACACUGACUGCAGAUAGGGCUGUUUGUGUUUUUUGCAAAUUUUCGCGGCCACCGUAGUUUCUCCUACACGCUUGGAAGGGGAGGGUGAGGCGAGCGGUAUUCAAAUGGUUGCAAACUGCAAUUUCACUGUUUGAUACCACUAAAUCCUCCAGACUGCUCAUUUAAAGGAUCAAAAUAGUUGCUUGUGUUCUCUAUGAGGCCAACUCUGUCCUGCACACCUGUCUCUCAUUGUCAUAAUCCCCCAUUGUAUAUUAGUCUCUGUUCCUCUGUUCAUUUAUGCCUGAUCCUCAUGUUUGGUACUAUAAAAUGUUAUCUUUUGUUCAUUGUAUGUUACCUUGAAUUCCUAGUGUUCUUAUAGAUCUGUUAAUUUUUAUAAUAAAACUACUUUCGAGUCAACCCUG
This is a messenger RNA of Siniperca chuatsi (mandarin fish), 3082 nucleotides long. Its product is annotated as Fc receptor-like protein 5. Gene Ontology annotation, biological process: cell surface receptor signaling pathway. The coding region runs from base 857 to 1600 and encodes 247 amino acids. The transcript has 6 exons. The record is from RefSeq and is a predicted model, not a curated record. Gene Ontology annotation, molecular function: transmembrane signaling receptor activity. Lineage: Eukaryota; Metazoa; Chordata; Actinopteri; Centrarchiformes; Sinipercidae.